Drosophila hydei is the source of this 999-nucleotide messenger RNA. RefSeq names its product protein zerknuellt. Lineage: Eukaryota; Metazoa; Arthropoda; Insecta; Diptera; Drosophilidae. The coding region runs from base 1 to 999 and encodes 332 amino acids. The transcript is spliced from 2 exons. Gene Ontology annotation, molecular function: DNA-binding transcription factor activity, RNA polymerase II-specific; RNA polymerase II cis-regulatory region sequence-specific DNA binding. Gene Ontology annotation, biological process: regulation of transcription by RNA polymerase II. The record is from RefSeq and is a predicted model, not a curated record. Gene Ontology annotation, cellular component: nucleus.
AUGUCAUCCGUCAUGCAUUACUAUCCAGUGCACCAGCCCAAGAUGAACACAUAUUCAGCGCCCAUGGUCAAGUACAGCAAUCUCCUGUAUGGCCAUCAUCACAAUACGUCGCCAGUUACGAUGCAGUCAGUUCCAGCCGUGACAGUGCCUACCUACCAGCCGCCCACUACGCUGCCUCAGUCUUUGGGCGAGCAGCCUGGCCAGCAACUCUCCUCCGAUGAGAAUAUGCCGCUUCAGCCAGCGCAGGAGCAGCGCGUCAAGCUGAAGCGUUCGCGCACCGCCUUUACCAGUGUCCAACUGGUGGAGCUUGAGAACGAGUUCAAGAGCAACAUGUAUUUGUAUAGAACACGCCGCAUCGAGAUCGCGCAACGUCUGUCGCUGUGUGAGCGGCAGGUGAAGAUCUGGUUCCAGAAUCGGCGUAUGAAGUUCAAGAAGGACAUUCAGGGUCAUCGCCAGCGUGACUCUAAGCCCAAUGCCAAGCUGUCGCAGCCGCAAACGGAGCAGAGUGCUCACCGGGGCAUUGUGCAGCGCCUCAUGUCCUACUCCCAGGAUCCGAGUGCCGAGAAGCGGUCAGUUCUCCUGACUCCACCUGCUAUGCCAGCUACACUGCCAAAUCCGGGGCAGAACUUCUAUGUACCGGCCAAGCCUAAGCAAAAGCCCCAGUCGAUGGCCAGUGGCACAUCUGACCUCAACGAAAUUCUAGAACACCUCGCUCAGUCGACAGCGACACCCGCUUCGAAUGUGCCAGCUACGAGCUCUGCUUCCAGUGGGCACUAUUCCUACAAUGUGGACCUGGUGCUGCAAAGCAUCAAGCAGGAUUUGGAAGCAGCAGCGCAGGCAUGGUCCGUAUCCAAUCCAGCGCAGAGCAGACAGCAUACCAACGAAUCCCAUGCCCCCUCCUCGAUCUCUAUGAAUCUGUCGUGGGGCGAGCCCGUGGCCAAGUCGAGAAAAUUGAGCGUCUCCCACAUAAAUCCCUGCACAUAUGACUAUCAGAAUUGA